CGCGUCAGAUCGGGAGGGAACAGUUUGGUGCGCGCGCGCGUCCCGACACCAUGCUGGUGUUGACGCUCUUUCUUCUUACGAGCUCUAUCGAAGCGCGAACAUUUAACAUAACCCACCUUUUAGUACCCGAAGUUGUACCUCCUGGACAAGAAGAAGUCGAAAUAGAGUGUCGAUACGACGCCAACUUCACUCUACUAAACUGGUUUAAGGAGCCAAACGAAUUUUUCCGCUACAAACCUGGUCGCGCACCAAGUACGAGGUCUUUCCCUGUCCUCGGUAUCGGGAGGGUCGAACUUAUAGCCUGUGGACCGACGGCUUGUCGUCUCAAACUCGGAGCCCUUACAGAAGAAGCCACUGGGUUAUACAGGUGCGAUAUUGAGCGAGAUGUUACGCCGUACAAGUUCGCAACGCGUAAAGCAUACAUGGAAGUUCACGGACAUGAACAUAGAAAACCUUUACUGGAAGGCUUGGGUGAAGAGUUCGGAGAAGGCGAUGACAUGCGUGCCUACUGCCGAGGUGAUCCCGACACAGAACUCCGUUGGUACCUCAACGGACGCGAGCUAGAAGAAAUGAGAGGUUCCACGACAUUAAAGAGGAAGAGUUCUCGUUUAAUUUUCCUAGGUAUUCCGCCAAUGGUGACAGUUCAGUGUGCUGAGUUCAAAUUUGGUAAACUAUAUGGCUCUAAUCAAGAAAAAGCCCGCUGGAAGAAUAGUAUUGGAAAUGACGAAAGGCCACAAGAGCAGAGGAAUGAGGCCAACACUUUGAAAAUAUAUUCAAAUUUUGUUAGUAUGUGUAGUUUAUAUAUAUUAUUUAUUAAAGUUGUGAAAUAGUUACCUAUGAGAUUUGAUGUCCAAAAAUAAAUGGUUCCUUAAAUAUAAUACAGUUGUAAA
This is a messenger RNA of Vanessa tameamea, 890 nucleotides long. RefSeq lists its product as uncharacterized. Bases 51 to 830 code for a protein of 259 amino acids. The transcript has a single exon. NCBI's taxonomy places the organism in Eukaryota, Metazoa, Arthropoda, Insecta, Lepidoptera, Nymphalidae. The record is from RefSeq and is a predicted model, not a curated record.